UGUUCAGUGUAGCUUCGACAAUUGUAGCUGCCUUGCGAAUGUCGGGAGCCUGCCGAUGAGAACACGAUCACUGCAUAUCUGCUUUAUUAUUAAACUCUGCUCUUCCAGGCAACUUCCUCUUGAGAGCAUGAAGUUCAUUUCCUAAGCUUGCUGACUGGCCGCAUAGUUGCUGUCCUCUCCAAGUAUCCCCCAGCGGAACUACCAACGGUUCGGACCGCACCUCCUCUUACCCAAAGGUCCUCUCCGACAUGUCCAACGACGAAAUCGAAAGUCCGCCGUCGGACACGCUCCACGAUGCUGUUACGCUCACGGAGCCCCGGCGCAUACCUGUUGCGGUCAACCCAGUCGCGCUCGUGGUCACCGAAUGUAUAACGGUCACAUCUGCCAUGCGCAAGCAUGCACGCUGGGCCCAUUCUUCAGUUGCAGCCAUCCUGGGCGGCUCCUCCAACAAGACACCCGCCAUCCAAAAGAGAGACAGGGCUGGCCAGGGCAUCAUUGGCGGGACCGGCGAGCAGGAGGAAGCCGUCCCCAGCAGAUGGGGCCUGCGCGGGAAGAAGGGCAAGAGCAUGCAGGACAACCCGCUCAUGUCUGCCUUUGCGCGCCUGCGGAAUGAGCUGAAGGGCCGCAAGGACAUCCGGACCUUUGACACCCCCUCGAUGCUCCACCCGUUCCUUCAAGUGAUCCGGUCAUCCUCGACGUCUGCGCCCAUCACCUCGCUCGCGUUGAUUGCCAUCACCAAGUUCCUGUCCUACAACAUCAUCAGUCGCGACUCGCCGCGCCUCCCAGAAGCCAUGCAGCAGCUCUCGUCCGCCAUCACACAUUGUCGCUUCGAAGCGAGCGACUCCCCAGCCGAUGAGAUUGUUCUACUGCGGAUAUUGAAGCUUAUGGAGAGCAUGGUCUCGGGCCAAGCGGGCGAAGUGCUGGGAGACGAGAGCAUAUGCGAGAUGAUGGAGACUGGCCUCAGCAUGUGCUGUCAGUCUAGACUGUCGGAGCUGCUUCGACGGUCGGCCGAGAUUUCCAUGGUUUCCAUGUGCCACGUCAUAUUCAAGAGGCUGAAGACGCUGGAGAUGGAAUCUCCCGAAGAGCUUCAGAAGCUUGAUGAGGAGCUGGAUAGCGCCGAUAAGACAGACGGCCUCAAGAUGGAUCCUACAACGAAUGGUGAGAGCGAAGGAGCGCCCACCAAGGUCGAAGAACCCCAACAACCUAGCAAUUCGGAGAAAGGCGAGGGGGAUACCGACAGUAACGCCCCAAAUCCGGACCGAAGCACGCUGGACCUCCCAGGGACCAUCGUGGCAGAGCAAGCGCCCGUGGACAUAAAGCCGUACUCGUUGCCUUCGAUCAGAGAACUCUUCAGAGUCCUGGUAGACUUGCUCGAUCCACAUGACCGGCUACACACUGAUACCAUGCGUGUCAUGGCUCUGCGCAUUGUCGAUGUUGCACUUGAAGUGGCUGGUCCAUCAAUUGCUAAUCAUCCCAGCCUGGCCAACCUGGCCAAAGACACGCUCUGCCGACAUCUUUUCCAGCUAGUCAGAGCAGAGAAUAUGGCCAUCUUGAACGAAUCCUUGCGUGUAGCCGGGACGCUGUUAGCUACAUGUAGAAAUGUUCUCAAGCUGCAGCAGGAGCUGUAUUUGUCCUACCUUGUCGCCUGUCUGUUUCCACGAAUGGACAUACCUAUAGAGCCAGGGAUAGAACCGUCUCUGUACGAAGGUGUACCACAAGCGCCGAGCCUCGUCAAACCCGCUCCACAGCAGAACCCAGGGAGUGGUCGGGCUACGCCUGUACCAGUAAAAGACCGACAAAAGCUUGGCCUAGAGGGAGGGGCUAGGAAACCCGAUGCUCGAGAAGCCAUGAUCGAGAACCUCGGCGCCCUAGUUCGCAUACCAUCCUUUAUGGCAGAGCUGUAUGUUAACUAUGACUGUGAGACAGACCGGAACGAUGUUUGUAUGGACAUCAUUGGGCUCCUGUCUCGGAACGCGUUCCCCGACUCAGCGACGUGGAGCACAGUCAACGUACCGCCACUCUGCUUGGACGCCUUGCUGGGGUUUGUUCAGUCCAUCGCAGACCGGCUGGACGAUGAGCCAGUGACAGAAGGCUUUCCUAGCGCAGAGACACUACGCGAACAGCGUUCACGAAAGAACAUCAUCAUUCGCGGUGCUACCAAGUUCAAUGAAAGGCCCAAAGGUGGAAUAGCAUUCCUAGCUUCUCAAGGCAUCAUUGAGAAUCCCGACGAUCCCAACAGCAUAGUUCAAAUCUUACAAGGCACAAGUCGCGUUGACAAAAAGGUUCUUGGAGAAUUCAUCUCGAAGCGAGGCAAUGAGGCGAUUCUACAAGCUUUUAUUGCUCAGAUCGAUUUCACUUCCCUCCGCGUCGAUGAAGCUCUGCGACGUCUCCUAAACACUUUCCGUCUUCCUGGCGAAUCAGCUCUCAUCGAGAGAAUCGUGACCGAAUUCUCGGCGCAAUAUCACCAACAGGUUGGUGCCGGAGACAUUGCGAAUACGGAUGCCAUCUACAUUUUGUGCUACGCCAUCAUCAUGCUCAACGUCGACCAGCACAGCCCUAACCUGAAAGGCAACAAACGCAUGGCUUUCGAAGACUUUGCGAGGAACUUGCGAGGUGUUAAUGACGGCAAGGAUUUCGACCCGGAAUAUCUCAAGUCAAUCUUCGAAUCCAUCAAGACUCGUGAGAUCAUCCUUCCCGAGGAGCACGAGACCCGUCAUGCCUAUGACCACGCAUGGAAGGAGCUUUUGCUCAAGACACAGUCGACCUCAGACCUUGUCAUCUGCGAUACAAACAUUUUCGACGCAGACAUGUUUGCUGCCACAUGGAAACCCAUCGUAGCCACUUUGUCAUAUGUGUUCAUGUCAGCAACUGACGACGCUGUCUUCUCACGGGUUGUCACAGGCUUUGACCAGUGCGCUCAGAUCGCCGCGAAAUACCAGUUGACCGAUGCGCUAGAUCGCAUCAUCUCAUGUCUCGCGUACAUUAGCACGCUUGCUCCAGAUGUUCCACCCAGUACGUCGUUGAACACCGAAGUGCAAGUAGAGAAGAAGAGUGUCAUGGUCAGCGAGACAGCCGUUCGCUUUGGUCGAGACGGAAGGGCGCAGCUGGCCACCGUUGUGUUGUUCCAAGUUAUCAAAGGCAGUGAAGCCUCGAUACGAGAUGGUUGGAACCAUCUCAUCCACAUUAUGGUCAAUUUAUUUGUCAAUUCUUUGAUACCCCCUUACUUCUUGUCUUUCCAGAAAACGUUGGCGUUGCCGCCAAUACCACUCCAAAGCCCGGCUCAGAUCAUCGAUCGCGUCGAACGUCCUGCAGAUACCGGCAUCUUCUCUGCGUUGUCAUCUUACGUCUCUAGCUUUGCUAAUGACGAGCCUCCGGAGCCAUCCGACCAAGAGAUCGAAUACACGCUCUGCACGGUGGACACGGUCAAAGAAUGCCAUUUCGAAGAUAUUCUUGCAAACAUCAGCCAACUACCACUGGAAUCACUUCGGUCGUUGUUGAUGUCGCUGCUCGAGCAAAUACCCGAAGAUGGCUCACCCAGGGUCAUCGUGGUGAAACCUGAGCUUCCUUCGGCAGUAAGCCCGCGUACCAACGGAAACAAAGCCAAGCUCAACAGGCCGGUCUAUGACCCCAGCUUGGUCUUUGUCUUGGAACUAGCUACCGUGCUCGCCCUUAGAGAUGACGAGACCGUGCAAGAGCUAGCGAAGGAUGUUGCGGAUGCGCUGUCGACGGUGAUCAAGGAUGCAGCUAAAUUGCACCCCGUGCUCAUAGCCCGAUGUGUAUACUACCUCCUGAGCAUCUUGAAGGCUAGCAAUGACCACGACUUUAUUAGAGCUCCUGUUCUCUUACACACAUUCUCCAAGUUCGACGAGGAGCUUCUGAAGCAGUGCGCGAGCCCACUGUUAAAGGGCUUGGCGGAUUGCUUGAAGGGUCCGAAUGGGCUGCGCGUUGAACUAGCCAGCUCUCCAGACUUUUGGGCCAUCCUGAACAAGUUACAACGUGUGCCUGAGGCGGCAGGCGAUGUCUUCCAGCUAGUGGAGGACCUCACCACUUCUUCGCUACCUGGUGUCACAGCGGACAACUACGAAGCCGCUAUCGCGUUGCUAAAUGAGUUUGCAACUACGGCUCAGGUCGGCGCAAGGCAGGAACAGUUGUAUGACCAGGCGGUAAAGCGAGGCAAAGCUCCCAAGCCUAAGAAGCCAGAGAGCGACGAAAUUGUCGUACGCGGGAGCACGGCCAUGACCAUCGUAUUCCAAAUGACCAACCGAGUGCCCAAUUUCAUUGAACAAUCACACCUUGAGACGACCGAAGCCUGGACAGCCUACUGGUCACCAAUCCUGAAGACGCUCACGCAUCAGUGCCUCAAUCCGUGCCGCGAAAUCCGGCAACAAGCGUUCGGAGCGUUGCAGCGAACCUUGCUCUCCAACGAACUCGCGUCCCCAGACCACCAGGAAUGGACCGCCAUCUUCAGCGAAGUCUUGUUCCCUCUCAUCACACAGCUCCUGAAGCCCGAAGUGUACCAGUCCGACCCCCUCGGCAUGAGCGAAACGCGUGUCCGCGCGGCGACACUGCUCUCCAAGGUCUUCCUGCACUACCUCACGCUGCUCUCGGAGACGGACGAUCUGCUGGACCUUUGGCUGAAGAUCAUCACCAUCAUGGACCGCUUGAUUAACAGCGGCCAGGGCGACAACCUUGAGGAAGCGGUCAGCGAGAAUCUGAAGAACAUGCUGCUUGUCAUGUCGAGUGGCGGGUAUCUUGUUCCGCCGGAUGAGAAGCCGGAGAAAGAGGAGCUGUGGAACGAGACGUGGAAGAGGAUCAAUCGUUUCCUGCCUAACUUUUUCGCCGAGCUUUUCCCUGAAGAGGCGAAGAAGCCAAAGGGCGAAAGGAAAGCUAAAGAUGCCGUAGCAAAGGGCAAGGAGAUUGAGAAGGCGCCUGCGGAAGGCACAGAAGACGAGGAGAAGGCAGGCAAGGAGGAGGCUGGGGCGUGAAGUCACGGGGUUGGAGUUUUCCUUCUGUGCAGAGUCAGAAGUGGCGUUCGUGGAUAUGGCAGAGGAUAUGUAGCAUAGAUGUACAAUGCGCAUCGGCAUGAGGUUAUUUGAAGGCAUGUAGAGGAAUGAGGAGAGUAUCGC
This is a messenger RNA of Paraphaeosphaeria sporulosa, 5126 nucleotides long. RefSeq lists its product as uncharacterized. The record is from RefSeq and is a predicted model, not a curated record. Gene Ontology annotation, biological process: regulation of ARF protein signal transduction. Bases 249 to 4985 code for a protein of 1578 amino acids. Lineage: Eukaryota; Fungi; Ascomycota; Dothideomycetes; Pleosporales; Didymosphaeriaceae. The transcript has 6 exons. Gene Ontology annotation, molecular function: guanyl-nucleotide exchange factor activity.